This is a messenger RNA of Zingiber officinale, 563 nucleotides long. Its product is annotated as mitogen-activated protein kinase 5-like. Gene Ontology annotation, cellular component: nucleus; cytoplasm. Gene Ontology annotation, biological process: intracellular signal transduction; protein phosphorylation. NCBI's taxonomy places the organism in Eukaryota, Viridiplantae, Streptophyta, Magnoliopsida, Zingiberales, Zingiberaceae. Gene Ontology annotation, molecular function: ATP binding; protein serine/threonine kinase activity. The record is from RefSeq and is a predicted model, not a curated record. The coding region runs from base 221 to 553 and encodes 110 amino acids. The transcript is spliced from 2 exons.
UCUUCUCUUCGAUGGCGGUAAAAAAAAUCUCGCAGAGAGAGCGAAAGCGACGGCGAGGCACCACGAGAAACGCCGGCGAAAGCGAACUCCAACCUCCCGUUUCACGGUCGCGGGCUUCCUAUUUACUCCUUUUUCUUUCCCCUUUCUCGCUCUUCUCCUUCACGAGAUCCCAGCUUUUCCAUCUCCUUUUUCUUCCAUCUCCGCUGGAGAGGCCCUAGGCAUGGAGUCCGCCGCCGCCCUCGGGGAGGGACACAUCAAGGGAAUUCUCACCCACAGCGGCCGCUACGUCCGGUACAACGUGCACGGAAACCUAUUCGAGGUCACGGCGAAGUACGUGCCCCCGAUCCGCCCCAUCGGCCGCGGGGCCAACGGCAUCGUUUGUGCUGCAGUAAAUUCCCAGACUCAUGAAGAGGUUGCGAUAAAGAAGAUUGGCAAUGCAUUUGAUAAUAGUAUCGAUGCAAAAAGAACUUUGCGAGAAAUCAAGCUUCUUCAGCAUCUGAAUCAUGAUAAUGUAAGUUUAGUGCCAACUUGGCAUGAUUUCUUCAUCUUCUAGUUUCUUUAGA